Rana temporaria (common frog) is the source of this 2758-nucleotide messenger RNA. RefSeq names its product astacin like metalloendopeptidase (gene ASTL). Bases 72 to 2693 code for a protein of 873 amino acids. The record is from RefSeq and is a predicted model, not a curated record. The transcript has 12 exons. Gene Ontology annotation, cellular component: membrane. Lineage: Eukaryota; Metazoa; Chordata; Amphibia; Anura; Ranidae. Gene Ontology annotation, molecular function: metalloendopeptidase activity; zinc ion binding. Gene Ontology annotation, biological process: proteolysis.
GUAAGAUCACAUGAAAUGCUAUCAUGUGAUCAAGCUUGGUAGCCACACCCAGCCCUGCAGACAGCUGGUUAAUGAACUUAUAUGGAGGCAUGGAGCCAGCCCUUCCACUACACAAAAUGAUCAACCUAUUGUUAGCAAUAUGUUUGCUUGGAACUGGAGGGGUGACUGGGGCAGUAUUUACUACAGGCCUCCCUACCAGUACAGCACCCGUGGAUGACAUUCUUCAAAUUAACCAAAGGCUGGUUUCAGAAGACCAUCUGGGGUCCAAAGCUUAUUUUGAAGGGGAUAUUCUUUUAACAUCCUCCAGUUUCAGUCCAGAUAUUACAAAAUGGGUAAAAAAAGAUGGCAUUGUACAAAUACCAUACGUUCUUGAUCCAAGUUACAUGCCAGAUCACAUACAGACCAUGAAUGAAGCCUUCAGUGACUUUCAGGCAACUACGUGUAUCCGUUUUGUGAAGCGCACAGACCAGCGAGACUACAUCUCAAUCCUACCAGGUCUAGGAUGUUACUCGGCUAUUGGUCGCAAAGGAAGGAGACAAGUGCUCUCUCUGAACUUUGAUUGCCUGGCCAAGGGAAAAGGGACUGUCCUUCAUGAGUUGUUGCAUGUGCUCGGAUUCUGGCAUGAGCACUCACGAGCUGACCGAGAUAAUUAUAUCAGGAUUGACUGGGAAGCAAUACAGAAGGGAUAUGAACGGAACUUCUGCAAAUAUGAUACAACAAACAUGAUUGUGAACUAUACUUUGGGCUCCAUCCUUCAUUAUUCUGGGUCAGCCUUUGCAAAUAAUGAAGGCUCGAAAACCAUUGUGCCCCGUACUAAGGCUGAAAUUGGACAAAGGAUGAAACUUCAUAAAAUGGAUAUUUUAAGAGUCAACAAACUGUACUGUACAGAACCCAAAGACUUUUCACUUGAAGUUUCUGCUCCAGUAAUAUAUGACUGUAGCCCAGAAAAUACUAAACAAGAUGCAAACACUGAAUUAAGCACAGGUCCAGCUUCUGUUCUUACCUUCAGAGAAGAAUCUGGUUUGUUUUUAACACCUAACUUUUCUGCUACACAAGCUCCAACUUCCACCUCUUCUAUCACUCAGGAAAAGAAUUCCAGCACGGCUCGCAGCAUUUCUGCCAAUCAUGAAACUGAGGUCCUUCCAGCUCCAAACUCUUCUGCCAGUCAAAAACCUGGGCCCAGUCUAGAUUCCAACUCUUUGACAACUCAAGAAGCUGAGCACAGUCCAGCUCCCACCUCUAUUGCCAAUUGUAAACUUGAGCACAGUCCAACUUCUACUUUGUUUGCCAAUGAAUCACCUAAGCGCAACCCAGCUUUCACCUCUUCUACCAGUGAAGGGUUUAAUCUUUCUCCAAACACUUCUGCUAUUCAAGAAGCAGAGUUUGGUUCAGCUGUUAGCUCUUUUAUUACUCAGAAAUCUAAGAUUGCUUCAUUUGCAAGUUCUAUUUCUGUACUGACUGGAGGGCCUAAAAAAUCUUUGCUUUUAAAUCCGGUUUCAGCUUAUGCCUCAAGUGCAGAAAUAAGACAAAACAUUUUUGACACCAGUAGUCAAAUAGUUAGUGGAAGACCCCCACUUUGGCCUGUAACACAUACAGAUGUAAAAAGAACUCUCUUUAAUACACAGACCACCACUUUUCAGACCUUCAGCAGUAAAACACGGAUGUCUCUUAUUGCAUCUUCUCUAGCCACCUCUACUCUAAAAGGGAGAACCAAAGAGUUGCUGAGCACAUCUAUAACAAAUAACACAGAUCAAGGUUCUGGUUUAUUCUAUAGUCAAGAAGGACCAGGCACUACAACUACAAUUCAAGAAGCUGGUUACACUCAUUUGAUUUUACCAACCACGGAAACCAAGUCUACCAUUAAUACUUCUGUAACAGCCGUUCUUAAAACUCUGAGCAGAUCAGCAUCACAGAUAUCUGAUGCAGCCACCCAAACAAUUGUGCAUCACACUGCCUUAGAAAAGGCUAUGUCAAGUUUUAUUUUCCAAAGCACUGGAAUUCCUGAGCAGACUGGAACCAAAGAUGUAGCUAAUCUUCCAGAUGAUCGGGAAGGUGGUCACCUGAAAGCAGAGCUUCUAAAAAUACUUGGUAAAAGGUCAUCACCUGACUCUGGUGAAACCACUGUCGGCAUUUUGAAAGAAAUUCAGCCAAGAAAAAACAGCGUCUUAAAGUCUCUUCAUGAAAUGUUCUAUCAUGGUAGACCUUUAGCUACGACCAUCAAACUUGAAUCCCUCUGUGGAUUUGAAGCUGGAAUGUGUGGGUGGAAGCAAAUCAUUGAUGAUGACUUGGACUGGAGUCUGGCUUCGGGAAGUGUGAAUGUAGACACUGGCCAUUUAAACGCGGGAGGGUUCCACUUAUUGCUGUACAGCCACCAAAGAAAUCCAAUUCCACAAGAGAGAGCAAUACUUGUAAGACCUAUCACACAAUCCUUUAGUUGUAUCUCUUUCUGGUAUGGUGGAUACCAACACACCAUUAUGGGUACUCUGAACAUAUACAUCGCAUCUAAUAGUGGAAAAAAGACCCUGCUCUGGUCAGUUGGAGGGCAACAGCGUCUUAGGUGGACUAAAGCGCAAAUAGAUUUUCAACCGCAACCUCAGUACCAUAAUGUGCAGGUGGUUGUGGAAGGCGUUGUUGAUCCAGUGAAUGCAAGUACAAUUGCUAUUGAUAACCUCUAUAUUGGGAAUUGCAGCUGACAAAAAACAAAAAAAAAACCUGUGGUGUCUUGAAUUCUGUAAUGUAAUAAACCUAUUUAUGAAAG